UCAGAGUCAGUCAAUCAGCAAAAGGUCUUCUAAAUGCCAGGUGAUUCAGGUAGCUUCGGGCGGCGGAUGUUUUGAGUGUGAAACGUGUGCUGAAGAACUUGAUUUAGUGUGGAUUUCAUCUUGGAGCUUAGAAGUGUCUCUUGAGGAGUUUUCUUAAGUAUUUCGGUUCAAAUCUGUGCAAUUUGGUGUGCCAAAGUUUCAACCUAAGUGAACAGUUCAUCGACUUGGGGCUCUAAGAAGAGAAAAAAAACUACCAUGAAAGUGGAUUACGCGAAAUAGCGGAUUUUUGUUCGAAAACCUUUCCUGCCAAGUGACGGACUUUUAUAGUUCUAAUGGAGCCCCAUAAUUUCGAUAUCAAGCCCAGCCUGCAACAGAUGAAACUGGAACCGGGGACCGGAGUCCCGUUUGGCGGCAACCUGGAUGACAAGGCAUCAACGGCUGGCCUGCAGCACCUGUCGUCGCUGAACAGCAUGAGCAUCGAGUUGUGUCUGGUGUGCGGCGAUCGUGCCUCCGGCCGGCACUAUGGCGCCAUCAGCUGCGAGGGCUGCAAGGGCUUCUUCAAGCGGUCGAUCCGCAAACAGUUGGGCUACCAGUGCCGCGGGUCGAUGAACUGCGAGGUGACCAAGCAUCACCGGAACCGGUGCCAGUACUGCCGACUACAGAAGUGCCUCGCCUGCGGAAUGCGAAGUGAUUCCGUCCAGCAUGAGCGCAAGCCCAUCAUCGACAAAAAGGACGGUUCGGCUGGUCCGAACCCCAACAGCAAGUACAACCCGCACCGGAACAAGGAGUACCACAACGAACAGAAGAGCAACGCUGCCGCAGCCGCGGCCGCCAACGCCGCCUCAUACCUCAACAUCUUCCCCGGUUUCAACCUGGCCGAGUUCACGGCCAACCUCAGCAAACGGGUCCCCAGCAAGUCCCCACCAAUCGCCUCCUCAAUGUCCACCUCCAUCACCUCCUCGUCCAACCCGUUCACCGGUCUUGCUUCGCUCAAAUCCCAAGACCACCACCACCAAGAUCGCGCACCCCCCACCCCAGCCGACUCGAUCGCCGCCCUCAUCGGCCUCAACACCACGGCCAUUGCAAUGUCCGGCCUCGGACCACCCCCAUCAUCCCAGCAACCCCAACCCCAACUCGACCCCCCAGAAUCCCACCCCAAACCGUCCCCCAUGGACACCAGCGACAACAGUCCCACCUCCAACCCCAACCCAACCUCUGCCACCAACACCUCCCUCGAGAAGAACCUCAUCUGCAACUCGCUCGAGUUCAUCCAGAACCUCGAGCACGAACUCAACAACAACAACAACAACAGCUCCUCGACAACCCUGCCCCACAACCACCCCACAAUCAAGUCGGAACACCCGCUGCUUCUCCUCAACAACGGGGAAGAUUCUAACGGUGCGGGUGGUGGAGGCGGCGCCGAUGACUGUCUCAACUUUGACUACGGAAGCUGUUUGGAGCUGAGUGAGACAUGCGUGAGCUUCGACAUUCAGGUGCCGAACGUGUUGCCCAACUACCUGAGUGCGCACUACGUGUGCGAGACGGGAUCGCGGCUGCUGUUUGCCACGGUGCACUGGAUGAAGAAAAACCAGCUGUUUUCGAUGUUGAGCGACUCCUUCCAGUCGGAGCUGCUGCGCCAAACGUGGCCCGAACUUUUCAUGAUCGGCCUCGCCCAAGCCAGCGGCCAGCUCUCGUUCAACACCAUCAUGCUGGCGCUGAUCCAGUACAUGAAGACGCUGAUCCUGAACAAAAAGUACGGCAGCGACAUCAUCAACUAUCUCACCAAGUACGUGCUGCUCAUCCAGGAGCUGGUCGGAGAGCUGCAAAAGCUGAACCUUACCGACCAGGAGUUUGCCUAUCUGCGGUUGCUGUGCGUGUUUAACCCAGACAACAUUCUGCAGGACAACGUCAAGAAUCAGCAUCUGGCGAAGAUCCAGGACAUGGUACUUACCAGCUUCCGCGAGUAUUACCGCGCCAAGCACAGCCGGCUGAUGGCCGCCGGGAGUGAGGAGAACAUCCGCGAGGACGACGAAGAGGACGAGGACAGCUAUUACGAGACGUCGAGCCGGCACCAGCAGAAGCGACGCCAGCGGCAAAACUCCGAGCAGCGGCUCGUCACGAUCCUGAUGAAGUUGCCCACGCUGAGGGCGCUCAACUCGAAGCGCGACCUCGAGGAUCUGUUCUUCAGCAACCUGAUCGGGCAGGUGCAGAUCGAGAGCGUGCUGACGUACAUUCUGCAGACGAACGACGGGGCGGCCACGUUCGCCGGACUGGUGCGGAACUAUGCGCCGGCGGCGGUGGCCGUGAGUGCCGGAGGCGGCAUGGACAGUGACGAUUGAUUUCAACCCCCUCAUCUUUUGAUAUAGUAUUGUUGAUGACUGAUGACCACCGAGAGGGCCUAGAACGAGAGAGAGAGAUGGAUCUUAUUAUUAAAAACAAUUUGACUGAUUGACUGUUGAAAAGAUGCAAGAAAAGCAAACAAUUUAAUGAAAACAGCAAAGCUAGAAAAAAAACGUCUCUUCCAAAGUCUGCAAACUGAAGGUUUUUACAUAUACUUACGUAGGGUUGUUAAAACGAAGAAAACAAAAAGAAAGAGCAAAUUGCAUUAACGAUUUUUGUAAUAAGCAAACUUAAAAGUUAAGCUAAAACUAGCAACUAGAGCAAGUACCCAAGUAUUAUUGUUAGAAAAACUUACAGACUUUCCCACAAAAAAAAAAACUCACAAAACCCACACACACACAGACUACAAA
This is a messenger RNA of Culex pipiens pallens (northern house mosquito), 2750 nucleotides long. RefSeq names its product nuclear hormone receptor HR78 (gene Hr78). The record is from RefSeq and is a predicted model, not a curated record. The coding region runs from base 333 to 2339 and encodes 668 amino acids. The transcript is spliced from 5 exons. Gene Ontology annotation, biological process: anatomical structure development; regulation of transcription by RNA polymerase II; cell differentiation. NCBI's taxonomy places the organism in Eukaryota, Metazoa, Arthropoda, Insecta, Diptera, Culicidae. Gene Ontology annotation, molecular function: zinc ion binding; RNA polymerase II cis-regulatory region sequence-specific DNA binding; nuclear receptor activity.